UCACUUGCGCAGGCAAAGAAAAUGUCAAACAAUGACCGGCAGGCGGGCGGAGAAGCGGUGGACGUGACUUUCGACUGGGUGACGCGAAGAAGAAAAAAAACAAUAAAUAGACACAUGAUUCUUAGUUAUUUAUUGUGAUUUAUUGCUGUUAGAAAAAGGCGCCAAAGCGUGAGUGUGCUAACAAAACAUGGGUUAGGGAAAGAAAAAUACGAAAUAAUUUCGCAACUAACUUUGGUGCUGACAAGCUCUAUAUUUUAUACAAGAAAGUUGCACGCAGACUUAGAACUUUCUUAAUAGAUAUGGCAUAGUGGUGGGCAUUUGUGGCGGAAUUUCUUUUCAUUUCUGGGCCGUAAGAAAGAAACGCACUCAGUCUGCCACAAGCGCUCAAGUCCAAGUUCAUUGUGGGCUCUCCAGAUUGGCCGCUGUAUCCAGCCACACUGUCCUGCUGCAUUCGGGUGUUGACGCAGAGCCUCGGGGCUGGGUAGGGGAUCGGGUUUUAUUUAAGGAUCCAGUCGUUCUGUUUCUUUCUCUGUCUGUCUAAAACCUUCUCAGAGAGAGAGCGAUGUUCGCGUGGCGCCGGGAGCUGCGGAGCGUUCGAGAGGGGUGUAGUCCAGUCUGGCUCGGAGAAAGCCAGCGCUUCCUUCAUUGACAGGCGACCGCCUGACUUUUCCCCGUUAAAUUCUCUAGCAUAAUCUCAAGCCCGCUGCCCUAGAAAGCAGCUCACGAGCGGGCGGGAAAAGAUAUCUCUCCUCGAAAGCAGGUGUGAGACCGAGGGAGAGGAAGGUGUGCGUGAGGCGGCCGCCCGACUGUCACACUGAGAGAGGCAGAGUUGCGAUGUGGACUAUAUAGUAACUAUAGGCGGGGUUAAAGUUCAGGAUGGAGAAGCGAGCUGGCUUCAGUUCGAGACUGAAAUGUGAAAGCCGGCUUUUCCUCUCACCACCACCAGCACCGCCACAAUAAUGUACUCUCCGCUCUGUCUCACCCAGGAUGAAUUCCAUCCCUUCAUUGAAGCACUUCUGCCCCACGUCCGAGCCUUUGCUUACACAUGGUUCAACUUGCAAGCCCGAAAGCGAAAAUACUUCAAGAAGCAUGAGAAACGCAUGUCAAAGGAGGAAGAGAGAGCAGUGAAGGAUGAGCUGCUGAGCGAAAAGCAAGAGGUGAAGCAGAAAUGGGCAUCCAGGCUCCUGGCAAAGCUGCGCAAGGACAUCCGACCUGAGUAUCGAGAGGAUUUUGUGCUGACAGUCACUGGGAAGAAACCUCCUUGCUGUGUGCUUUCAAACCCAGACCAGAAAGGCAAGAUGCGGCGGAUUGACUGCCUGCGGCAAGCAGACAAGGUCUGGAGGCUGGACCUGGUUAUGGUGAUUUUAUUCAAAGGUAUUCCACUCGAAAGUACUGAUGGUGAACGACUCGUAAAGGCCUCACAGUGCUCUAAUCCUGGGCUGUGCGUGCAGCCACAUCAUAUAGGAGUUUCUGUUAAGGAACUCGAUUUAUAUUUGGCGUACUUUGUGCAGACACCAGAUUCAGGUCAGUCUGAAAGUCCUAGCCAGGCAAGUGAGGAUAUCAAGGACCAGCCAGAAAAUGGGCAUUUGGGCUUCCAGGACAGCUUUGUUACAUCAGGCGUGUUCAGUGUUGCUGAGCUGGUGAGAGUGUCACAAAUACCAAUAGCUGUCGGAACAGGCCCAAACUUCUCCCUCUCAGAUUUGGAGGGAUCUUCGUACUAUAGCAUGAGCCCGGGGGCUAUGAGGAGAUCCUUGCCCAGCACGUCCUCAAGCAGUUCUGCAAAACGCCACAAAUCUAUGGAAGAUGAAAUGGACAGCCCUGGUGAAGAACCCUUUUAUACCAACCAAGGUCGAUCUCCAGGGAGUGGCAGUCAGUCAAGUGGUUGGCAUGAGGUGGAGCCAGGAAUGUCAUCGCCUACUACAUUAAAGAAGUCAGAGAAGUCUGGUUUCAGCAGUCCCACGCCUUCGCAGACCACCUCCCCUCGAACGGCAUUUACACAUCAUCAUCGGCCUGUGAUUACAGCACCCAGAGCAAGUCCUCAUGCAACAGCCUCAACUCUACAUUUUCCAACAUCUCCCAUCAUCCAGCAGCCAGGUCCUUAUUUCUCACACACUGCCAUCCGCUAUCAUCCACACCCUAGUCAGGAGAGCCUGAAGGAAUUUGUUCAACUUGUCUGCCCUGACACCAGCCAGCAGUCAGGACAGGUGGGGUUCCUAAAUCCAAAUGGAAGCAGCCAAGGCAAAGUCCAUAAUCCAUUCCUUCCCACCCCAAUGUUGCCACCCCCACCUCCUCCACCUAUGGCUAGGCCUGUGCCUCUGCCAGUGCCAGACACAAAACCAACUACCACAUCUACAGAUGGAGGAGCAGCUUCACCUACUUCACCCACCUAUUCGACACCCAGCACCUCCCCUGCAAACCGAUUCGUGAGUGUUGGACCACGGGAUCCCAGCUUUGUAAAUAUCCCUCAACAGCCACAGUCCUGGUACCUGGGAUAAAGGCCAUAGCUUCCCGCCACCCAGCAGACAGACCACCUGACCCCUUCCCAACUCUGUAACAUGGGAGCAAGACAACUUCACUUCAAGCUGUGGGGGGAGGGGAGAUCAAUAGAAUUUCAACAGAGAAAAUAUGACAUGAAACAGCACGCCUAAAAGCUGAAUGAUGAAGACCAUAGCAAUGGAUUUACUUAAUAAGAACUGGUCAUACUCGUCAUUUAUGUUAUCGUGCUAUUGAUAUGUAAGGGUCUGUUAUUGAGGUACUGAAAUAUUUAGGCUCUAUUAGAAAACUCUGAAGUGUUUUAGUAGUAGAAAAUAGGCAUAGCAAGGUAGUCUCUCAUACCGGAUAGAACUAGUCCGCUAUCACUUACCAACUGUGUGAUUAUUACACAGUUUAUGUAGAGUCUAACUAUUUCAGGCAAUCUCUAGCUAGCAGGAGACCCUCAACAGAUAAAAUAUUAGUGAAAGAUAAUGAAACACAUGUAUUUUGAAGUUCCAUAGCUAAAUCCUGCAAGAUAUAAAAUACUACAACACCAUGGAAAUAGCUAGGGCAGCUUUCUCUGCAACAUAUCACAAAAUACAGCUCUUCUUUUUUUCCAGAGAAUUUAUUAAACACAAUCCAAGCUAUAUACCGAUGCACAUUAAUUAUCAUAGCUCCGAUAGGCCUCCUGAAAGGUAUACAAAAUCCAAACAUCUCACACCAAGAAGGUUGAAAUGCUGCAUUCACGCCAUUUUAGUUUUGUUUUUUAUUUCUCUCCAACAACAAUAAGAUAAAUUGUUAAAAAUGAGAAAUCCAUGCAAACUGGGGAGGAUGGUCUGCUUUGAUUGAAACUGACAGGAAUCAAUCAAAAAAGGUUUAAUUUUUUUGAUUAAUUGAGUAAAGUGCAAUUUCAUUGGAUAGUUAAAUAUCUUUGUAUGAUAGAGAUUGUUGAAAAUUCUAUUUUUGUUUUCCAAGUCCUCCCACCCCAGGACUCUAAACUAUCGGGGUAAAAUCAUAGCCUUGCAAGAAAAAAAGGGGAGCUAUUUUUUGCUUUUUUUAUUUUUUUUAAAAUAAACUUGCAUCCCUCAAAUAAACUGAAGGAAGAUUUAAAAAAAAAUUAAAAAAAAGCUAAUGGUGCUUUUACCAGAUCAUGUAAACUACAUUCAAAAUUAUAGCUACUCAUUGUUUUAACUAAGCACAUAAUAGAAAAUCGCCACAUCGUACUAUAAGUAAAGUUCUUUCUAAAUUCAAAGACACAGUACACAGAUUAAAAUCUUGACGAGUUUUUCAUUGUUCCACCUUGGAACACUAGAAUUCAGAUCCACAUGUUGUAUCUAGGAAUUUAUCCGUAUCAAUUUAAGUAACUUGUACAUGUAAGAAACAAAAAAAAAACACUGCAUUGAAAUAGAUUUUUGACCAAACAGCAAAGCAAACCCUCAUCCAUGCUAUGAGGCAUGCUUCGCAAAUAUUUAACAAACCAUUUUCCCAUGGUAUACCAACCGUAUAUAUUCUCUGCUUGGCUUGCCAGCCAAUCAGACAUUUAAAAUGCAUGAUCUAGUGUUAGUGACUAAUUUUUAUAUAGACAAUGUAGGAGAAAUGUAUAGUGCAUUAAGACACAAGAAAUAUAAUCCCUAUUCCGGGCACUUGCCUUUUGAACUGUACUUGUUGGGCCUACAAAAAGGGCCUCUACUACUGUCCUAUACAAUCAGUAAACAGAAAGUCUUGGGAAGACACUUUUGCUCCUCACUUUUUCCCUAAUGGAAUAAGUUUCUUGAUUUGCACGAAUAAUAUAAAAAAAUUCCGCAUCAAUGUGCCUUGCCCUGGAUAGCAAUUAUACGUGGAAUCAUUGCACAUGUUCCUAUAAUGUAACAAUCCUCUUGGGUCUUUUCCUGGUGUAGCAAUCAGAGACACUUUUUAAAUGCGACAUUGAUGUCAGCCAUUGUAAAGUUAGAACAUGUAGAAAACAAAUCAGUUUUGCCGCAGAUAGGAUUAGAUUUCAUUGUUCUUUACGGUCAGUACUUUUGAAAUUUGUAGAUGCUAGUGUAUCAGUAUUUUUUUUUGGAUGUUGCUACAUUUUAAUAUUAUUUGGCGUCUUCCUUUGUUUUCCCAGAUAUAUGAAAAAAUAUGCAAUACCUGAUUUAUCAUGUAGAAAUGCUUAGCAAGUUUUAAUUUUAAUUUUUUUUUAUUUGACCAAAGUUGGUGCUGCUGUUAAUGCAGUCUGUUAGGUGUUUGUCUUGUAAAUUGUAAACGCUGAAUGCACAGACAGGAAGGGCUCUCCUUAGAGUUGCAGUAGAACUGUGAAGCACUAAGCUGAACCCUGCUCCAACAAAUUUCAGAACAGUUUGUUCACAUUUGAGCCUUAAACUUUCAUUCAAACCCCAGACCCAUAUUUUUGUCAGCAUAGCAGACUGCAAGGAAUUUGCAUUCAAGAAAAACAAAAAAAUGCCCAUUUUAUAUGCACAUUUGAAACUUCCAAGUUUUCAAAUUGUUUACUGAUUAUGUAUAUUAAAAUGAUUAAAACAAGUUUCUGGAUUUUGAUAGGUGUCUACUAAGUGGUGAGUAAGUGUUCCACAAUACCGUAUUGUGUGAUUGUAAUUGUUUGAUGUAAUUUCUUGUAAUCCACAUCCUUAGCCUUCCUUUAGCACGUAGCUGGGCAUUACAUUGACAUAUGUGCACUAUAAAGAGCAGCUUGCAGUGCUUCACAGUGAAGGGAAUAGCACGGACAAAUUUUUUUGUAGGAACCUUGUUAAAUGCCAAGGUUUAUGAGUAGAAUUGGUUGUACAUACAAAAUAAUAAGUAAAAAAAAAUGCACCCUGUUUUUAAAACAGUUUUUAAAAAAAAGCAAUAGUUUGGGCAGUUAAUUUUUUUAAAUUUUUUUUUGUUGGUGAGUGUGAUUAGUCAUGGCUGCAAAGCAAGGAAAGAGAAAAAGUUGAGCUGCCCAUUCAGCAGAUUUGUAAUUUGUAUGUUGUAUAGUUGUAUUAAUUACACUGAUUUAAUCUGCCCUAUUUUGUAAUGCAGGAACUUUUGUAACAUUGUUAAAAUGAGAAAAAAAAUCUGUCAACUUAGCUUAGUGGAUCUUCUGAUUGUUGGUUAUAAGGCAGCAUUCGUAGUAUUGCUAUUCCUCUGGGAACUGGAUUUGAGUUAUAAACUUUCCUGUUUCCUUUUUUGUAUGUAUUUAAGUACUUUAUUUUUCUUCUUUGAUUGGUAUGGCAUAUUCCUAUACUUAUAAAGUAUAGGCUACUGAGAAACCAUUAUAAAUGGACAUUACAUGCUGUAUUUUUGAAGGUAUUUGUCGUUUCAAGUAUGAAAGAUGCUAAGGGAACCUGAACAAAUUUAAAGUUUAAAAAAAAGGAAAAGUUUUUUAAAAGGUUUGGAAAAAUGAUAGUAUGUAGGCAAAAGGGUAAUGGAUGAAACAGACUGUAAGUAUUAUUAAGCUAACUCUCUUUCACAAUAUCAAGAACACUACAAAAUGAGAAUUUGGUUUCAUUUAGGAGGUAUGGACAGCAUGUCAUUCUUGUAAUAGAAGGGAGGUGUGAUUAUUUUUUUCUUUACUCCCCACCCAACCGUCAGGCUGGGUAGAUGUAAUGUUAACUUAACCCUUUGAUUAUUUAAUUAUGUUUGCAUCCUCUUAGAAUGUAACCCUAAGAAUGUUGCUGAGGUACACAAAAAAAGCAAGCUUAGAGUAUACAAUACUUGGUUAGAAAUGUACGUUUCUGUUUUUAGUUAUUUUGCAAAACAGUGAUCAUGGGUUUUUUGUCUGCCAAUAAGUUAGCAGUUCUGAUUGACUGAAAUUAGUCAAGUAACAGUACAGACAGACUAGAAAUUGCCUAAAGCUCUAGAUCAGCUAUACUUCACAAGAAAGGAUGGGAGAAGAGAUAAAGACCACACAAGAAUGAAAAUUCCUCUCGAAAGCAUAGUUUGCAGAAUUCAGUCAGCCCACAGUAAUAUUAAAGUUCCAUGACAGGUUCUCUCACCUUUUUUCUUCAUGCAUAUUGCAGCUUUGUAGUGGCAGUGUUGAUAAAAUAUAUAUUGGACAAAAAAAAAUCAGACUCAGCUUGAAACAGUUUUUUUUCCUUGUAGUGAUUUUUUUGAAUGUCAGACAAUAUUACACUUUGAAUUGUGUCUCUGGAAAUAUCUUUGAUAGAAGGCCUCCAUGGAACAAAAUACCAUAAGAACAUGACUUUGAGAUUGGCUUGAUAAUAUAAGGAGAGCUUUAAUGGCACCUGGCAGGAUUCAGAUGCACUAAAAUAAAAAAAAAGUCUUGUCUUGAGAGUAUUGCAUGCAUCAGCGUUUGACAGUAAAACCCAGCUUUGCAUUUGCAAACCGAGGCUGUACAACAGCUCGGCACUUAGAAAGCCUUUUUAAUUAAAAAAAAGUUUAAAAAAGUUUGCAAACAAUACUGAAAAUUGCUUUGAUGUGUAGCAGAUAACAUUGAAGCUGUCCCAUAGCACUUAAUUGUAAUGAAUACUGUGUCACCAAGUUUAUUCUCAAAUUUACUGUUAAAUGCAAAUCCAUUACAUGGUGCUAUUACAGGCUGGCAACAAAAUGUGACAACUUGGGCUCACUUCACUUGCUUUAUGACAGUGUAAAUGCGUAGCAGUGUUUUCUGCAUGAGAACUAUGCACAAAAUCUAUGGUUAACCUUGGUAUCUAUUGAGUUUACGUCAAUCCUUGCCUUUUGUCAUUAUUAUAAAUGCCAGCUUUAGAUAAAAUAAAGAAAUAAGAAUACCAGCAUAUUACCUGAAACAUUACAAAAAAAAGUGGUGCCUGUGAAAUCUGUAUUAUAUGAAUCUUCUGAACUACAAUUUUCUACAACGGUCGCCUUCGCUGUCUGUCAGAACCUUCUCCUCAUGAUGAUUAAGCAAAUGUAAAGUAACCGUACAAUAUUACUGCAUGCUAUUCCAUAAUGCUUAUUGAGCUGUAUAAAUAUUACUCAAGUUUAUGUUAGUCAUUUUUUUUUCCUGACUUGGUUCUUGUCAGAUAGUUUAAAGAUAUUUCACUGAGAACCCAUCUGUCUAUUUUUGGGGGUGUUUUCAGGUUUUUUUUUGAGGUAAUACAUUUACUUUUAAAAAACAUUUUCAGUAUUACUUAUUUUUGUUUGUUUAUUUUGCUUCACCCUAGGGGGUGGGCACAGUUCCAAAUUUAGAAACUGUGUACCCAACAAAACUUACCUGACAGUUAUCUAUAAGUGGCAUCGCACGCGAUUCAGUUUAAUUUUUUUUAAUUGACGUCUGUGCAUUUACCGUCCCAUUACUGUGCAGCAGUGCUGUUUUGUCCGGGUUAGAAGCUCCUUCCCUAGCAGAAGGACUAAAAAGAACUUCAGUUUUUUUUGGGAGCAGGUAGCACUUUAACAGAUGGGAGAAUGGGUACCCGUGCCCACCCCUACCUUCACACCAGAGCACGUAUUUUUAAAACGAGAAUUAAAGAAAUGGCUGUUUAGUUUCAUGCACGGUUGAACAUUUACUUUAGAUGAAUUCAGUAAAAAUGUUGUGCCUCUGGUACUGGCAAUGAUUCUGUUCUCGUGGUCAUUUUUUAAAACAAACGUGUAUGUGAAAGUAUGUUAUUGGUUGAGAAACACUGUGGGCAUCAAUUCUUACUCAACUAAAUCUCUGCAAGUUUUGAGCUGGUGUGGAUUAGUUUAACUCUUGUAUUCAACCAUUAGUGCUACCACCUUCUCACAUUACAAUACAAUUACUGGAAGCAAAUGCUGCAUUUCCUAUGCAACAAAAAAAAGGAAAAUAAAAUGCUAAUGCUACUGUA
Molecule: messenger RNA, 8231 nt
Organism: Hypanus sabinus (Atlantic stingray)
Lineage: Eukaryota; Metazoa; Chordata; Chondrichthyes; Myliobatiformes; Dasyatidae
Product: nuclear factor 1 A-type
Exons: 11
Coding region: 960-2495 (511 amino acids)
Biological process (GO): regulation of transcription by RNA polymerase II
Cellular component (GO): nucleus
Molecular function (GO): RNA polymerase II cis-regulatory region sequence-specific DNA binding; DNA-binding transcription factor activity, RNA polymerase II-specific
Source: RefSeq, a predicted model, not a curated record